AGCCCAUCCUAACUUCUGCAGCAUUCUUCAGCUGCCAAAAAUAAGAAUGGUCUCACACAAAGCGCGAAUAGGUGAAACAUCUUCACGAGAGCCCUUCAGCCAUAAAAGCCUAAUAGCCGCCCACGGGAAAUGCGCCGCGCCUAUUUGCUGUCUCCUGCAUGAGCGCGAAGACGCAGAAAUCCUUCAAACUGACUUGAUGCAGCCUUGUCUCCUUCGGCGCUUAGAAGAGGUCGGUGCAUCGAGCAGCGCGAAUGGAGGACUUGGACUUGGACAAAGGCACUCGGCUUCUGUGUAACACGUCCAUUGCUUCCUGUUCUAUUGGUGUGAAUAAGCCCGGCUUGAAACGCCACUCAUUUGCGUUUGUGUCGAACAUCAUGGAUCAAAAGGAGACAUCGGCUGAUGGGCAUGAUAGCUGCCCGGUCCUAUCGAUGGUACAUUCCUGCACCACUCGUUCCAUCCUCGAGGAUGAAUUGAAAGUUGGGGCCUGCGCCCCUUCUAGUAUGGGAGGGUUGAACAUGAAAUUAAUCCAGGCCAAAGGACUGCAGCUUUCACAUGUAUCGGUUGCCGUCACUGCAUCCUGUGGCUUUGAUGAUUCCACCAAUGCCAGAGGUCCGUUGGGGCAAUGUAUUCUCUCUGGAAGCGCAUGCCUUGCUGGGAUACUGCUAUGCCUCGAUCUCUCAGAGUGCACGCAACUCAAUCCCCAGACUCGACCACACAUCAGGCUCAAUAACAUCGUUUGCUCAUGCGCGGAGAUUUCUCUGCAAGUUCUCCACAUUCUGUUGGCCCUGUUGGUCUGUUGGAGAUCUAGACUCCGCUCUGAGAAUUGCCUUAAUGGGACAUUCUCCGCACCGUCUGUUUGUCCAGCUUUCUUGGGUAUGCAGCUUGCAAAUUUCCCAUCACUAGUGAGCAACCCCAAUGAUAGGGAUCAAGUGAGGCAGAUGCUAUCCACCUCAGAGACGUGUAUUCGUUAUACAGGUGUCGAUCAACACCCAAAAGCAGCGCGAUGAAGCAGUGGCACGGGACCUGUAUACAGACUAUGAAUGGGUCGUAGACUUCAUGUCCCACCCCCUACAAUAACGUCUACGACUGUUCCAAGGCGGAGCUUGAUUGCGCAGCUCUUGGCUAGGCGAGCGAUCAGCACUGCAAUCUUCCCUUCGGCAUAUUCAGCCAGCACAUGU
Messenger RNA from Aspergillus vadensis CBS 113365, 1178 nucleotides. RefSeq lists its product as uncharacterized. The transcript has a single exon. The coding region runs from base 252 to 1007 and encodes 251 amino acids. NCBI's taxonomy places the organism in Eukaryota, Fungi, Ascomycota, Eurotiomycetes, Eurotiales, Aspergillaceae. The record is from RefSeq and is a predicted model, not a curated record.